Molecule: messenger RNA, 2025 nt
Organism: Fusarium vanettenii 77-13-4
Lineage: Eukaryota; Fungi; Ascomycota; Sordariomycetes; Hypocreales; Nectriaceae
Exons: 2
Coding region: 1-2025 (674 amino acids)
Source: RefSeq, a predicted model, not a curated record
AUGUCCCCAGCCAUAGUUGAGCCAAAGGGAGCCGAGACGCUGUGCCAGCGAUGCUUGCGACUCACGUUCGACAACAGCGCCAUCAUUGAUGCACCGCCACCGCAACAAUAUGAGGGACGAGAUGACCUGGAUCUUGAUGAAUAUGGCAUCAUUCCUCUCGAUUUCGUGUUGGAGGAUGAAUUACCUGACUUGCCGGAGCUGGGAAGAUCCGAGGCCAACGGAUGCCACAUGUGUCUUUUUCUCAAAAAGGUCAUCUUAACUCAGCUGCAAUUGCUUCCGACAGAGCAUAAUUACGCCGGCCCCAUUGCGCUCCAGCUUACUGAGUUUCACCCCGACCUGGCGACUGUUCAGUUUGCAAAUUCGCGGGAUGACUGGCUCCCUAAUCGAAUCACUGGAGAGCUUCACAUGGCAAAGGAAGUGCACAUUAUAGAUGUGUUUGCGAAGCAUAGGGCAGAUGACCCGAAUCCCCUUUCAGAUGGGUCCAUUAAAAGAAUAAAGACCUACCUGGACACCUGUGUGGGCAACCAUGACACCCAUCACUCGGAGUGCUCAUACCCAGGCACGAUUGCUGCUCCUCUGAGACUAUUAAACAUCUCAGACGAAAAGAUUAUAAGACUAGUGGAGACCAACAAUCGGGAUAUUCCAUAUGUCAUCCUAAGUUAUUGUUGGGGCCCGGCCAAGGUCGUUUUCGAUGCUAGGACUGUCUUGGCAAAUCUUCCAGAGAGAUUGAGCGGCUUUAGAACUGAUACUCUCCCACAAACACUGAAACACAGCAUUUCCCUUGCCCAUCGCCUUGGGGCUUCGCACAUAUGGAUAGAUGCACUUUGCAUCGUGCAAGACUCCGGAGAGUGGAUCUACGAGAGCGUUCGAAUGAUGCAGUACUACGAAAUGGCGCAAUUCACAAUCGUCCCGAUUGAUUCCAGUGGAGCAGAGAAGGGGUUCCUGAGAAACAGACCUCCAUGGGCCGAAGACAUCAUCAAGUGGAAGGGUCCUCUCAACCAUCUUCAAUUUUACUUUCCCUCAUUCAAAAACGUCGAGGAAGCGGGACCUGCGACUUCUUCGCCGUGGGCGAGCCGUGGUUGGACCUUCCAGGAGAGACUUCUCUCUUCAAGACUGGUCUUUAUUGGCCGUGAUGAGGUCAAGUUUCGAUGUCGCGCUGGGUGGGGAAAACAUGCUUCUCGAACGCCAGUCACGCUGGAGUCCCUUGGAAGCUAUUUCUUGCCUCUGUCUCCUACAUACGCAGCACAUUCGAAUGAUUGGAACAGUGUGGAAAUGAUUCGAGACAAGUGGUAUCAGAUCUUAAGCGAGUAUUCGCAGCGAAGUCUCACCCAGCAGAGCGACAAACUCAUCGCGUUGUCGGGCAUCACGUCCAAAAUCAACCAACUACUUGGAAACCAUGAGAAAUACAUUGAUGGCCAUUGGGAGUCGGAUCUCUGGCACGGUCUCACUUGGAGGAGAGUACCAGUGAGAGGAAAACCGUCUUGGCCAACGAUCAAAUCAGCCGAGUUCCCGUCAUGGUCAUGGUGUUGUAUGAAUCAGCCAUUGAUCUGGCAAGAUGGGACGGCUUCUGUUGAUGAUAUUAGGCUUGUUGAAGUUAUCCGACAGGGAACAGGCAAUGAUGGAAAAGUGAGGAAGCUCAUUGUGGAGGGUUGGAUCUUUUCCAUCGGACUGCUGGCUGAGGUACCAGAUGAUCUCGAGGUGGACUUCUAUCUUGACUCGCUCUCAGGUUCAUCUGGUGAUCUUGUCAAGCAAGACAUGGCACAAAUUAUGCUACUGAAGGCAUAUCUGGAUGGAGACGACAAGGAAGAGUGGUUGAAAGACCCAGCAGCAAAGCCGCAUGAGGUGUGCGGACUAAUCAUCGAGCCGACGGAGGAAAGCUACGAGGGGCAUGUGGUGUAUCGGAGACUGGGGAUUGUGGAUAUUCUACCAGGAUGGGACUUUAACUUUUCAGGUUCGGAGACGACGGCAGGGUCGUUGUUCUACCAGGGGAUGUAUACCAAGAAGGCAACUGCGGUUUUGGUAUAA